This is a messenger RNA of Ilex paraguariensis (yerba mate), 1603 nucleotides long. Lineage: Eukaryota; Viridiplantae; Streptophyta; Magnoliopsida; Aquifoliales; Aquifoliaceae. The record is from the annotation of a GenBank genome assembly.
UUCUCCAAUAGAUACUAUCAACCCUGAACUGCUACCGAGGCCAUUGAUGAGCUCCCGUUUUCUCUGUCCAUAGGCCACGGCGAUUCACAACUGGAGCAUUGUAGAAAUUGCAACUCUGAAUCCCACUUCUUCGCUGUUUCUGUAUCUCAUAUAGUCUAGCGAGCGAUUUUGAAAUUUCCGGUGGCGGAGGGAUCGACGGAAAUGGUAAAGUGACGGUGGCUGUAAAUCUAGAAGAAAUUGCCACCAAAAGAUCUAGAUGUCCAAUGAUGUGGAAAAUCCCAAAGCUGGUGAAGCCCAAACAGGCCCAGGUUCCCUAUCUGCUUCCAUAGAAACCCAAGCAACAUGGCUUAAUUGCCUACUCCAACAAGCAUCAGUCUAUGGUAUAGCUGCCGGAUACUGCAUUUCGGCAUCAUUGCUCUCUAUAAUCAACAAAUGGGCUGUCAUGAAAUUUCCUUACCCUGGAGCACUCACUGCUUUACAGUACGUCACCAGUGCAGCUGGAGUCCUCCUUUUUGGGUCACUCAAGUUUAUAGAGCACGAUCGGCUUGAUUUUAUGACAAUGUGGCGAUUUCUACCAGCAGCAAUUAUAUUCUACCUGUCUCUUUUCACGAACAGUGAGCUCCUUCUCCAUGCCAACGUUGACACAUUCAUUGUCUUCCGUUCAGCUGUCCCUAUCUUUGUGGCAAUAGGAGAGACCCUCUACUUGCACCAACCAUGGCCAACUAUAAAGACGUGGUUCUCACUUGCCACAAUCUUUGGUGGUAGCGUACUUUAUGUCCUAACAGAUUACCAGUUCACUCUUACUGCCUAUAGCUGGGCACUGGCUUACUUGAUGAGCAUGUCCAUAGAUUUUGUUUACAUCAAACAUGUGGUGAUGACCAUUGGUUUAAACACGUGGGGACUGGUGCUGUACAAUAAUCUAGAGGCUCUGCUGCUAUUCCCCUUAGAGCUGCUAAUUAUGGGGGAGCUGAAGAAGAUAAAACAUGAAAUUUCGGAUGAGUCGGAUUGGUACUCUUUUCAGGUGGUUUUGCCAGUGGGGCUGUCUUGUUUAUUUGGUUUAGCCAUCUCUUUCUUUGGGUUCUCUUGUCGGAGGGCAAUCUCUGCAACCGGAUUUACUGUUCUUGGCAUUGUGAACAAGCUGUUAACAGUUGUAAUCAAUCUGGUUAUUUGGGACAAACAUUCAACAUUCGUUGGAACAGUGGGACUAUUGAUCUGUAUGAUAGGUGGUAUUAUGUAUCAGCAGUCUACAAGCAACAAGCCUAAGGAGGUGAAGGAAGUAAAGCCACAGGAAACUGAGGAGGAACAACAGAAGCUACUUGAAAUGCAAAGCAGCACAGAAAGCAAUGUCAACGAGAAGCAAGUUACAGAUUCAGAGGGGAAAUAAGAAACGGAAUUCCUAAACCAACUCCUUCCAUAAUAUCGUCGGUGAUGUAAAGAUUAUUCAACGGUUCCCAGUCCCAGUGAGCUCUACAAGUGCUCGGCGGUGGCAAUGGUGACGGCGAUGACGAAGAGUCCGAAAAACACUGCAGAUCAUAUGAACGUCGGCUUGCACCUGCAGGGCCACCAUGAAAGUCGAGGCCCCCAGAACUUUUUACACCUUCAC